This is a messenger RNA of Penicillium alfredii, 813 nucleotides long. RefSeq lists its product as uncharacterized. The transcript is spliced from 3 exons. NCBI's taxonomy places the organism in Eukaryota, Fungi, Ascomycota, Eurotiomycetes, Eurotiales, Aspergillaceae. Gene Ontology annotation, molecular function: oxidoreductase activity, acting on the CH-OH group of donors, NAD or NADP as acceptor. Gene Ontology annotation, cellular component: cytoplasm. The coding region runs from base 1 to 813 and encodes 270 amino acids. The record is from RefSeq and is a predicted model, not a curated record.
AUGGCUCUCUCAGUGAAAGGAAAAUCUGCUAUUGUGACUGGAGCAGGCUCCGGUAUCAACCUCAGCUUCGCCCAGCGGCUGUUGGAUAAUGGGUGCAACGUCCUAAUCGCAGACCUGGGCCUGCGCCCCGAGGCCCAGGUGCUCGUUGACAAGCACACAGCUGCGCCGGCACGAGCCAUUUUCCAGCAAACCGACGUGACGGACUGGCAACAGCUGGAGCGAAUGUUCGAAGUGGCUGAAAAGGAAUUUGGAGAAAUCGACAUUGUAUGCCCGGGAGCAGGAGUCUUCGAGCCGCACUGGAGUAACUUCUGGCGCCCGCCAGGGUCCGCUGUGAGCAAGGACUCGCGCAGUGGUGGCCGCUACGCAACACUAGACAUCAAUAUCACACACCCGAUCCGCACGACGCAGCUGGCGAUAGCGCAUUUCCUGCGACACCGCACCAGUGGCAGCCCGAAACACAUCGUGCACAUCACCAGUGUUGCGGGCCAGAAUCCGGUCUUUAGUACUCCGAUCUAUGCUGCCUCCAAACAUGCCCUCAACGGCUUUGUGUGGUCAAUGGCCAACCUCGACAAGGACCUGGGGAUUCGUGUCACAGCGGUGGCCCCAGGUGUGAUCAAGACCCCAUUGUGGACCGAACACCCCGAGAAGCUGAAGAUGGUGGAUGGCAGUGAUGAGUGGGUGACACCCGAAGAGGUAGCGACCGUGAUGCUGGCGCUGGUGCAGCAGGACCAGGUGAGCGAGACGAUCGGGGACCAGACGGGUCAGGGGCCGCAGUUCCCUGUGAAAGGGAGGGACCAUCUUGGAAGUCUCUAA